This is a messenger RNA of Habropoda laboriosa, 1265 nucleotides long. Its product is annotated as choline-phosphate cytidylyltransferase A-like. Gene Ontology annotation, biological process: CDP-choline pathway. Lineage: Eukaryota; Metazoa; Arthropoda; Insecta; Hymenoptera; Apidae. Gene Ontology annotation, molecular function: choline-phosphate cytidylyltransferase activity; phosphatidylcholine binding. The record is from RefSeq and is a predicted model, not a curated record. Bases 16 to 1224 code for a protein of 402 amino acids. The transcript is spliced from 9 exons.
UUGAAACAAUAAAAAAUGUCUAGAAAGCGUGCUAGAGAAGAAACUAUGUUGAAUUCUACAUCAUAUUUAAAUAUUCAAAAUGGAGAUGCAUCUUGCUCCAGAGAAGAUUCUCCUGUUUAUCCUCUAGUGACAAUGACUUGGGGGACCAACAGGAAUCCAAAUAAUGAAUCAGGUCAAAUUUCGCUCAAAAAGUAUAAUAGCGAAAUUUCUGUUUACCACAAAGAACUUCCAUCAAUUUGUAAGGAAGCUCCCUUUAGUGAUGAUCCAGAAGCACUUGCUGAAAGGAAUGCAUGUGAUUAUAAUGUUCGUAUUACAUUAAAAAUGGCAAAAAGUGGCAAAGCUCCAAGGAGAAUCAGAGUAUAUGCAGAUGGUAUUUAUGAUCUAUUUCAUCAGGGGCAUGCACGUCAACUUUUGCAAGCAAAAAAUAUUUUUCCUAAUGUGUAUCUUAUUGUGGGAGUUUGUAAUGAUGAAUUAACACAUAGUAAAAAAGGAAGAACAGUUAUGACAGAUAUUGAAAGAUAUGACGCAGUGAGGCAUUGUCGCUAUGUAGAUGAAGUGGUAAGAGAUGCUCCUUGGGAAUUAAAUGAUGAAUUUCUUACAAAACAUAAGAUUGAUUUUGUUGCUCAUGAUGAUAUACCCUACAUGACAGAUGAUAGUACAGAUGUGUAUGCAGCUCUGAAAGCUAAGGGUAUGUUUGUAGCUACACAAAGAACAGAAGGGGUAUCAACAUCAGAUAUUGUAGCAAGAAUUGUUAAAGACUAUGAUAUUUAUGUAAGGAGAAAUCUUGCGCGAGGCUACAGUGCCAAAGAACUUAAUGUUUCUUUUCUUAGUGAAAAGAAAUUCCGCUUACAAAAUAAAUUUGAUGAUUUAAAAGAUAAAGGUAAAAGAGUCAUGGAGAACAUUGGUGAAAAACGUAUGGAUAUGAUUAGCAAAUGGGAAGAAAAAUCCCGAGAUUUUAUCGACGCUUUUCUAUUACUGUUUGGCAGAGAAGGCAGAUUGUCAACAAUUUGGAAUGAAAGUAAAGGUCGUUUGAUGCAAGCACUAUCUCCUCCAGCAAGUCCAAAAAGAGAUGGCAGUCCAAAUGGCAGUAAUAGCAGCAAUAAUGAUGAAGAUCAGACAAGCCCACCACCAAAAAAGACUGGCCGCUUUGAAAGUUCGCAGAGUAAUUAUUAUUUAAGCGAUGACUAUAGCGACGAUGAAGAGGAAAAUUUUCACUCCAAAUGAUAACCCGUUUUUUCAAAAUAGCAUUCUUCAUUUCGACCAAA